AUGCUGCGCAGCACGGUCUUCGUGCCGGCGCCGGCGGGGAAGCCCGGCGCGCCCGCGGCAGCGUGCGCGGCGGCCGUGUUGGGCGCCGCCGGGAACGCCCACGCGGACGCGAUCGGAGAUGCCGCUGCCAAGCUCUCGAAGGCGGCAUACCCUUUCAUGAAGGAGGUGCCGUGGAAUUCGGGUUCGUACAAUUUGCCAGCCGGGUCUGCGGACCCGAUCGGCUACACGAAGGCCCAGCUGAUGGCAAUCAACGCCGCGCUCGGGCGCAUGAUCGCGCCCGUGCCCGAGUCCACGACCAUGGGCGUGUACAGCGCCGUCGGGGGCCUGAUGGGCCCGAAGGUUCCAGCGUGCCUGAUGUCGACGGUGAAGGAGUCCGACGCGAGGGCGGCCUACAACGCCUUCAUCGAUUUUACCCAGGUAGUGAAGGCUAACCCCAUCACUCCGUCUGCUCCUACGUCCUCUGUGUCCGGCAGCGCGGCGAGCUCCAUCGCGGCGGCCGCGGACGAGCUGUCUGCCGCCGCCUACCCUUUCGUCGAGGAUAUCGACUGGACCUCGGACUUGUAUUCGAAACCCACCCUGGGAGCUGAUCCGCAGAAGGUCGCCAAGGCCAUCGGCAAUAUGAUCACGAUGGGCGCGGCCAUGGAUGGCGCCUCCCUGAAGGAGGCCGAUAUCGCGCAUGUGAAGGCCAUCGGGGGCAUGGACGCGAAGGGCGUGCUGUUGCAGUCAGAUUUCGCGCCCAUUAAUGCGGGCCUCGGGAAGGCGGUCGCAUCGGUGCCGACCAGCAAGGUGAUGGACGUUUACAACUCGAUGGCCCAGGGGGUCGGGAGCCCCGGUGUUCCCAACAAGCUGUCCUCCACAGAGAACCCGGCUGAUGCUCAGGCGGCGCGCGGCGCGCUCCUGGAGUUCAAGGAUGUGGCGAAGGCCGCGCAGCGCUGA
This is a messenger RNA of Prorocentrum cordatum, 936 nucleotides long. The record is from the annotation of a GenBank genome assembly. NCBI's taxonomy places the organism in Eukaryota, Dinophyceae, Prorocentrales, Prorocentraceae.